Alosa alosa (allis shad) is the source of this 561-nucleotide messenger RNA. RefSeq lists its product as uncharacterized. Bases 272 to 487 code for a protein of 71 amino acids. The transcript is spliced from 3 exons. Gene Ontology annotation, cellular component: heterotrimeric G-protein complex. NCBI's taxonomy places the organism in Eukaryota, Metazoa, Chordata, Actinopteri, Clupeiformes, Clupeidae. Gene Ontology annotation, molecular function: G-protein beta-subunit binding. Gene Ontology annotation, biological process: G protein-coupled receptor signaling pathway. The record is from RefSeq and is a predicted model, not a curated record.
AAGUUAGGCUAGCAUGGAGUUUCACCCGUGAAUGUUUCAACGAAUAAAUUUAAAUGUGUUGCUUAGUCUAGCCUACUAUCACCUCUUUGCCGAACAUAAAAAGUGACAUUCCAGUUGUAGGACUCUGUGGGAGUAGCCUGACUAAACUAGGUUAUCCAGCGCAGCGCUUGCAACAGACGGGAGGCGGGAACAACUGUGUCACUUUUCCUCACGCAAAACUUCCGGCUCUCUGCCCCACCGGAUGACUGACUGACCGUCCACAGUCGCCGUCAUGUCAAACAACAACGCCAGCGGUAACUUGGCUGUCGCGCAGAAGGCCGUCAAACAGCUGCGGCUAGAGGCGAGCGUACGUCGGAUCAAGGUGUCGCAGGCUGCCACUGACCUGAAGAACUUCUGUCUGCAGAACGCCAACAAAGACCCUCUAUUGAUGGGGGUGCCCUCCAGCGACAACCCUUUCAGACCUCCCAAAUCCUGCACACUGUUCUGAGCUGUCAGAGAGGACGAGGACGAGGAUGAUGAAGAGUUCUGUGCAGAUGUGAAAGACCAGUUCCCCCCCCCCUC